This is a messenger RNA of Heteronotia binoei (common prickly gecko), 2113 nucleotides long. It is a transcript of the gene EEF1D, whose product is annotated as eukaryotic translation elongation factor 1 delta. The transcript has 9 exons. The record is from RefSeq and is a predicted model, not a curated record. Gene Ontology annotation, cellular component: eukaryotic translation elongation factor 1 complex; cytosol. Bases 16 to 2052 code for a protein of 678 amino acids. Gene Ontology annotation, biological process: translational elongation. NCBI's taxonomy places the organism in Eukaryota, Metazoa, Chordata, Lepidosauria, Squamata, Gekkonidae. Gene Ontology annotation, molecular function: translation elongation factor activity; guanyl-nucleotide exchange factor activity.
GCCGCCCCGGGGAAGAUGAGGACGAGGAAGCUGCUGUGUCUGGCGGAAAAGGUCUGGGUGGACAAGCACAGGUACGACGAGGCGGAGCGGCUCCACUAUGAGCGGGAAGCGACUCUGGCAGCUGCCGCCGCCGGGCGCCACCAAGAGCCGGUGGCCGUGAACGGCUUCUGCCACGACGGUCCUGGCGAGGAAGAGCCGAAAGGAGAGCUGUGCCGAGCCGGGAGCGGCAGGAAGCACAAGAGGAGGAGGUGUUCUCCCAGAUACGGCUGUCUGGAGCCCCGAGUGGACAUCGUCCUGACAGGGCUGUUAGCUGACCGCGUGUGGUUUGACAAGCCUCUCUUCGAUCAGGCGGAAGCCGUCUACUGGAAGAAGCUUGCGGAUGCGUUUUUGCAGGCGGUUUCCAAGACGCCCCGGGCUGCUGAGCUGUCUGCCUUGGUGCCCUGGUCUGAGGUUGAGCCUCAGGCGGGCCUCCGGCCGAGAAGGAACCUGUCGGUCUUUCAGUGCUCUCACGGCAGCCUGAUCGCUUGCCAUCACCUGAUCCAGGACGUUUGGGUCAACAAGGUCAGCUUCGACGACGCGGAGAAGACGUUCCUCGAAAAAUGCGAGUCGAUUGCUCUCCCGCAGGCCCUUCACCUCCCCUCGGUUCCCUCGACAUUUCCUGGCGUCUCUCCUGGCGAUUUGAACCAGACGGUGAAUGGCAAACCUCAGAUGGCCGGCUUACAGGCUCUGGUUUCGGAGGUCUGGCUCGAGAAACCCAUCUACGACGAUGCGGAAAGAAGCUUCUAUGCAAACAUGUUCGACGGGCACCCUCCCGGAAAGGUGAGGUUGCAGGAACGCGGGCGGCCAGAGUCCCUGAAGAGGGGUCGCAAAGACAAGAAGAGUCGGAGUGCGGGCAAGAGGGGGAAUUCUACCGCCUCUGCUACUGUACCUCAAGAUUUUUCUCAUGUGCCGUCCACCUGGUAUUUCAUGCACAAGGACAGUGAAUCUUUGUGGCUCAGCAAGCCCGUGUACGACAGCGCCGAAGCACAGUACUAUGCAGCUGAGGCCUUGAAACUGGCCAGCGACCAAGAGGAUGCAAGGAUGUCUGGAACCGCGCUCCCAAAGGAACCAUCGCCUUCACCCCGGCCUUCAAGUGCACCAGAGCCUAAUGCUAAAAUGGCAACCAACUUCCUGAUGCACGAGAAGAUCUGGUUCGAUAAGUUCAAGUACGAUGAUGCCGAGAGGAGGUACUACGAACAGAUGAACGGUCCUGUCUGUGGCCCCUCGUGCCAGCAGGAGAACGGAGCCAGCACGAUCCUCCGCGACAUUGCCAGAGCCAGGGAGAAUAUCCAGAAGUCGCUGGCCGGAAGCGCGAGUGGUGCCUCUUCAGCAGGGCCCUCCGGAGACCAAAACGAGCUGGUAGCCAGGAUCGCAAGCCUCGAGGCCGAGAAUCAGAACCUGCGGAGCGUGGUUUCGGAUCUCCAGCUUGCCAUCUCCAGACUGGAAACUCGCCUGAGCGUGCUGGAGAAGGCCUCUACCUCUCAUCACCCUUCCCAGACGCCGCCCACGCAGCUUGUCACUCCCAUGAAGAAAGUCGAGCCGCUCCCUGCCCUCUCAAGGAAAGUAGAGGUGGCCGCGACUUCGCUUGCAAGGCAGGCCGAGCCCCCUGCUCUCGAGGAGGAGGAGGACGACGAUAUUGACCUGUUCGGCAGCGACGACGAGGAGGAAGACCAGGAGGCUGCCCGAGUCCGGGAGGAGCGGCUCCGGCAGUACUCGGAGAAGAAGUCCAAGAAGCCCGGCCUGAUCGCCAAGUCCUCCAUUCUCCUGGACGUCAAGCCUUGGGAUGAUGAAACCGACAUGGCCAAGAUGGAGGAGUGUGUCCGAACCAUUCAGAUGGACGGCCUAGUCUGGGGAGCCUCCAAACUGGUCCCGGUCGGCUACGGCAUCAAGAAACUCCAGAUCCAAUGUGUGGUGGAGGACGACAAAGUUGGGACAGAUAUACUGGAGGAGGAGAUCACCAAAUUUGAAGACUAUGUGCAAAGUGUUGACAUAGCAGCCUUCAACAAAAUAUAACGGCAAACCUUUACACUUUCUAAAGCCAAUAAAAGGUCAGGAGUUGGAGAGCAGAGCAAAA